Messenger RNA from Quercus lobata, 642 nucleotides. Its product is annotated as TMV resistance protein N-like. Gene Ontology annotation, biological process: signal transduction. The record is from RefSeq and is a predicted model, not a curated record. The coding region runs from base 145 to 642 and encodes 165 amino acids. The transcript has a single exon. Lineage: Eukaryota; Viridiplantae; Streptophyta; Magnoliopsida; Fagales; Fagaceae.
AAAAAUAAAAUAAAAAUCGCUGAAGACUUAAAUUAUUUGUUCUCUCAUUUCGAGUCUUUACAAGGGAACUACUCGCAUAUGAUAAUAUAGCUCUAACCAAAGCCACAGCUGAUAUCACACACACUGAAGCUUUGUAAGUUUCCAAUGGCUUCCAUAACCUCUGAAAUAGCUUCUUCUUCUUCAUUGCCCAAAUGGGAGUAUGAUGUUUUUCUUAGUUUCAGAGGCGAGGACACCCGUAAUAGCUUCACAGACCAUCUAUAUGCUGCUUUGGAUCAAAAAGGAAUUAAAACCUUUAGAGAUGAUGAAAGACUUGAGAGAGGAAAACCCAUUUCCAUGGAGCUCUUGAAUGCUAUAGAAAAGUCAAAAUUCGCAAUCAUUAUUCUAUCAAGAAAUUAUGCAUCUUCGUCUUGGUGCUUAGAUGAACUUGUAAAGAUUGUUGAGUGCAAGGAAGAUACUAGGCUAACAAUUUUGCCUGUUUUUUAUGGUGUGGAUCCCUCUGAUGUACGAAAUCAAAGGGACAGUUUUGCAGAGGCCUUUGCUAAACAUGAAGUACUUAUCAAGAACAAAGAGAAGAUGCAAUUGUGGAGAGCUGCUUUGACUCAAGUUGCCAAUCUCUCGGGAUGGGAUACACAGAAUAAGUAA